AAAAUAGUGAAGCUGUAGUAGUGUCACCACAGACAAAGAUAGGCUAUUUCAGCUCCCCCGCCUUAUUCUGUUUCACAGUAUGCAGAACUCCAUUGUCGGCUUCAUUACAUCAAUAAAUAUGUACCUAUUUAUCUGAUGUAACCCCUAUAUCUUUGAUUGCUGUUCAUCCACUCGUCGUUCUUCCGACUACUUCAACCAAAAAAAAUAAAUAAACAUAAACUUAGCUAACCAGUACAUAUCUACCUACCCUACCCAAUACAAUUAUAGCAUCAAAAUGGCACCUCACGAAGGUUUGGUACAUAUGAAAGAGUACGAUUGGAGGGAUAGUAACGUUGAGAAUAUCGGAUCGGAGCUUGACCAUAAAGUCAAAUACAACUCGGCUGCCAGUGAGCCGGCAUGGCAAGAAGUCGGACAAGCCCCCGGCCUUUACGUUUGGCGAAUUGAGGAUUUCCAGGUAGUCCCAUGGCCAAAGGAACGGCACGGCGACUUUCACGAAGGAGAUAGCUACAUUGUCCUGCACUCGUUCAAGGUGGGAAGUAAAGAUGGAGAGGAAAAGCUGGCCCACGAUAUCUUCUUCUGGCUCGGAAGCAAGACAACGCAAGACGAGGCGGGCACCGCCGCUUACAAGACGGUCGAACUCGACGAGUUCUUACACGGCGUCGCCAUACAGCAUCGCGAGCUACAAAAAGAACCUUCCGAAGAUUUUAUGGCAUUAUUUUCUCGUGUCCGGAUUCUGUCCGGCGGUGUCCGCUCAGGUUUCACGCAUGUCGAGACUGAGGAGGAACCGAAAGAGACGGUUACCUUGCUCAGGAUCUUUAAGCACCCGACUGCUAAGCGGGCCGACUCGAUCCUGGUUUACGAAGUUGAACCUACCUGGCAGAGUCUUGACGAGAAUGACGUCUUUGUACUGGAGCGCAACGACAAGAUCUGGGUUUGGCAGGGUAAGAAUUGCAGCCCAACGGAGAAGGCCAAGGCUGCCCAGGUCGUUCACGAGAUGACCAUCGCAAAACACCUAGACGUCGAGGUAGUAUCGCAAACCGAGUCGAGAUCGCGAACUAUUGUUGCUAUGCUGGGAGGAGAGGAUACCGAAGGACCGUUCCGGACACCGCGACCCAUUGUCCCGUCCAACAGCCAAGAUGCUGGUCGUCGACCUCGCCGGUUGUUCCGUCUAUCGGAUGCCUCCGGUCAACUGAGGUUCGAUAUCGUGAAAGAAGGCGCUGCGAUCAAUAGUUCCGAUCUGGAUAGCAACGAUGUUUUCCUCUUGGAUACAGGGUCUACUGUUUGGGUCUGGCAGGGCUCAGGAGCAAGCAGAGCAGAGAAGGCCAUGUGGAUCAGAGUGGCGGAAUCGUACAUCCGACAACUUGGAGAGGAAUCCAACGGAGGCGACACAGCAUAUUUGACACCGAUUUCUAAAAUAGUUGAGGGCAACGAAAGCGCAGGAUUUUUCAGAGCUCUUGAAGCAUAGGGAAAGAAAAAAUACAAGGAACGGAUAGGCAUCGCCUCAUUGACCUAGGUAACUACUAUGCUUGAAUAUGCAAUUAAGAAGGAAAUGGGGGAAAAGGGGAUUAAUAAAUUUCAGCUUCGAUGAAGUACCUAAUACCUAAAGAAACAGGGGGAAGCUUCCAACUAGGCCACUAAACGCGUCGCUAAUAUGUUUACAUAACGGUCUUAGUGCCGGAAGCGCGGAAACUUGUAUAAAAAAGAAUAAUUGGGAUGCAGCA
Messenger RNA from Daldinia caldariorum, 1721 nucleotides. Its product is annotated as actin depolymerizing protein. The coding region runs from base 275 to 1465 and encodes 396 amino acids. The record is from RefSeq and is a predicted model, not a curated record. Lineage: Eukaryota; Fungi; Ascomycota; Sordariomycetes; Xylariales; Hypoxylaceae. Gene Ontology annotation, molecular function: actin filament binding. The transcript has a single exon.